AUGUGCUACUGUAAACUAGCAAUCACUGGAUCAAACACUAAUCGUACGGAAUGUAUCGUGUGGAUGUAUCUGGAAAAUGAGUUAAUAACAGUAGUAACAGGUGGCAGCUGUUUUGAAAGUUUAGUGCAGUUGUUGAGAGCAAUGAUUCCCAUCAAUCGAUCUACAAUUAUCCACACUUCAUUAUUCUGCAGUAUCCCGAAAGUCUACGCUUUAAAUUGA
Molecule: messenger RNA, 219 nt
Organism: Brugia pahangi
Lineage: Eukaryota; Metazoa; Nematoda; Chromadorea; Rhabditida; Onchocercidae
Source: the annotation of a GenBank genome assembly